AUGGCUCUCCCUGGACCACCCUCCAUCACCGAACUCAUGAACAUGGUAAAAGCCAGCAUCAGAAAAUACCGCGCAGAACAAGCCGCACAAGCCGCGAAGCAAACCGGUGCCGGCGCCACUCCCACCAGAAAGGUAUCGUCCUUGUCGCUAGUCAAGAAGAUGGCCAGCCUUGCCUCGGAAGAAGAAGACAACAUCGAGUACACCUCCCGCACGGCGGACCAAGAAGUCGACACCGUCGCCAUCUGUCCAUCCCACCGGGACUACAUGAUCAUCGGGACGUAUUCACUUCUCAAAAAGGACGACACCUGCGCCUACACGGGCCAGACACGCCGGGGAUCUCUGCAGGUCAUGACUGUCACGCCGACAUUUAUCCCCAAAUAUGCCGGCAUGCUACCCCCCUCCUUGGACAGGGUAGAUUUUCCCUGCGCGGUGUUGGAUAUGCAUUUCCACCCUUCGGACAGCACGCUUUUGGGCGUCGCUACAAGUAACGCCGCGGUUCAUUUCUUCCGAUUCAUCAUCCACGGCGACGUGCUCGGACGGCGGGUAGUCACAAAACUCCUCCCCUUGGGAUCUGUCAUUGUCUCAGAAAAUGAUGAGCACGGUCUAGUCCCGCUAGUCACGCAGUUUACUUGGUUUCCUGAGACGCGUAAGCACGGGGUCGUGGGCAUCAGUGAUGUGACUGAUGUGGGGUUUGCGGCGACGACGAGUUUCGGCGAUACGAAAGUGGUGAGGCUUUCGGUGCCGGCUGUCAAAGAUCUCUUCGACCAGAGGGCGGAUCUACCUUUGCAGCAGCUGACGCCCAGCUUGAACGAGGCCGUGCACAAACAUGACUUGGAAGCUUGGACCGUUGCAGUCGUGGAUUUUGGCAGGGCAUCAUCGUCAUCAUCAGCAGCAGCAGGUGAAAACAGGAGCAGCAGCAGCAGCAGCAACUCCCGAAUGAUCCUCAGUGGCGGCGAUGACAGUGCCCUGAUCGCCUCUUCAAUCCCCGCAACCACCACCGCUACCUCUCCUUCAGCGCCGACUUCAGCAUCCCCAUCCUCCUACGAUACAACACCCCCUAUCGCGACACCACUAUGGAAAGACCGCCGCAGCCACGCGGCAGGAGUUGUAGCAAUCCUCCCCCUCUCCCCCGUCACCGAGGACAUGAAAUACACCAUUCCCCUCAUCACAGGGAGCUACGACGAGUUCAUCCGCGUCUUCGAGAUCGACACCACGACAUCCCGCGCCAGCUUCAAGACCGAACUCCGACUCGAUGGCGGCGUGUGGCGGCUCAAGGUAUUGGACCAGUAUUACUCUACCACUAGCAAUGAGGGAGGUCAGGUGCACCACACGCUCAUCCUCGCGUCCCUGAUGCACGCCGGCGCCGCGAUCGUCCGCAUCACCCGCCGUCUCACUCCCACUGCCGCCACAUCCGGCUCAUCAUCAUCCCCGCCUGGAGGAGACAAUACGUGGACGAUCACGCCCGUGACAGUCUUCCGAGCGGGUCAUGAGAGUAUGGUCUAUUGCUGCGACGCACGGCUCGACAGUCGUGGCAGCACACAACCCACCGACGAGGGUGGAGAGCAGGCUCAAAGAGGCAGCGGCUCAGCAGAAUGCCUCCAAGCACCGGCGUACACGAUUGUCAGCACCAGCUUCUACGACAUGAAGAUAUGUACGUGGAGGUUUGUGGAUACUUUCAAGGUUCACAGCCCGUGA
Molecule: messenger RNA, 1695 nt
Organism: Fonsecaea multimorphosa CBS 102226
Lineage: Eukaryota; Fungi; Ascomycota; Eurotiomycetes; Chaetothyriales; Herpotrichiellaceae
Exons: 1
Coding region: 1-1695 (564 amino acids)
Molecular function (GO): protein binding
Source: RefSeq, a predicted model, not a curated record